AAACAUAUUUCCUUUUAUGACAGUGAGUCGAUCCCUUUAUCUUCGGUUCUUGUCUGAAAAUCUCAUUUUGUUCACCUUAGAGAGAAACCAAACCAAGCCAUUACUGGCCAUCAAAACGACACGGCGUGUUAAGUGGUAGCUUGUGCUCUCCCUCUGCUCUAGCUCUUGAACAAAGACCCUAAAAUUCUCUGUCUUCAGAUCACACUCUCACCACUUUCUUGCUCGUGUGCUUGCUUUGGAGCUCCUGUUUUGUUGCUCCUUUUAGCGUAAUGUAAAGCAGUGGUUCGACCCAGAAUGAUCUUAUACAUGGAUAGGCCUGCUUUCCAAAAAACAAGUAGCUGAAAUAACAUUAGUGGGUGGUUAUUUAAUGCCUGGUGAAGAAGUUGAAGACGGGAUCCGCAAUCUAUUCGAACUAGAUAACUCUUCCCAGGGACAGCAUUUUUCCCACGCUGUCAAUGGAAACUGGUCAGUGCUUGAUGAUAAUCUGUGGGUUGGAAAACAAAGGCAUAGUGUGGCACCUCUGAACUUCAAUCUGAAGAACUACGGAGUACAAAAAUUAGAUUCUGUGAGAGGACGCAGUGGUGAGUCAGUAAGUGUGCCGUAUAAGCCGAAUUAUACAAAAUUGACUCCAAUACCUGAGAAUAACCGAAGUCACUCCAGAAACUACCAGUUGAAUACCAAUGGAUCCUUUCUUGGAAACCAGGGUUUCCAGACAGGGCAGAAUCAACCUGUUUUUAAUGAUCAGCAUAAUUUAAUUUUGAGGGGCUUGUCUAUUGUUAAAUCACAGCAAGAAUAUGAGUCUGGGACUGACAGUCCCACCCUAACAGCAAAUUCUGAAAGGUCAGAGAUUACUGAAGUUUCCACCGAUUUUAACUUUCUUAGAGGGCAACAACAACUUGCAAAGGACCAUCAACCAGGAACUGUACAGCCUGUUCCAAUGCAGCAACCUGGUUUUAGUGACAUGCAGUUAUUGCAGCAGCACAUGAUGUUCAAGCAAUUGCAAGAACUUCAAAGGCAGCAGCAACUUCAGCAGUUAGGAGAUGUGCGGCAACAGAAUCCAUUAAACCAGCUUCCAGCAAUUUCUAAACAGGUUGCUGGGGGUCAGUUCUCACCACUCAAUGGAACACCUAUUAAUGAUGCAUCUCAAAUGUUUAUGAACUGGGUACAGAGUGGUGCAUCCUCUGGUACGCAAGGAGUAGCUAAUAGACUCAUGUUUUCAGCUGAGCAAGGUCAAUCUCUGCGUUCAAUGGGCCUUGUCUCUCAGCCGGUUGAGGGAUCUUUAUAUGGUACUCCUGUUGCUACCGCGAAAGGUAAUAUGGGUCAAUAUUCCCACAUCCAAGGAAUACCCCAAGCACAGAAGCCCACGGUGCAGUCAUCAGGUUUCAGUAACUCCUUUUUGAGAGAUCAAUUUACUGUUUCUCCAGACCAGGCUUCCAUGACACAAGGGGCUUUCAUGUCCAACCAGGGGUUUUCAGGGAAAAACAUGUUUGCACAAGUUCCCAAUCCGGGUUUAAAUAGUGGAAUUUUGUCAGGAAACCUCCAGGAAGCUAAUUCACCACAAUCAAAUUCAUCAAUGAAAGAACUUAAUGGAAGGCAAGAGCAAACUGUUUGGCCUGCAAUGCAGCAAAAAACAACACAACAUGGUCCUAAUCAGGGUUUGGUACCCCUAGACCCAAUGGAAGAGAAGAUAUUGUACAAUAUGGAUGAAAACAUAUGGGAUGCUUCUUUUGGAAGACGCAGCGACAUGGGUACUGCUGGUUUUGGCAAUAUGAUGGAGAACACGGAUUUAUCAAAUUCAUUUCCAUCAUUGCAGAGUGGGAGCUGGAGUGCUCUUAUGCAGUCUGCAGUAGCAGAAGCUUCAAGCAGUGAUACUGGGAUGCAGGAGGAGUGGAGUGGCUUGACUUUCCAGAAUACGGAACAGUCAACUGAUAAUCAGCUUUCGAAUUUCAUGGAAGGUGACAACCAACAGACAGGUUGGGUUGAUAACAACUUGCCGAGUGCCUCCUCCUUUACUUCAAAACCGUUGCACAUGUUUAAUGAUUCCAAUAUGAGCUCUAGCUUCCCUGGCUUUCAGCAUCAAGGCAUCCAAUUUUCAGGUGAACAGAGAGAGGGUUUGCGCCAGAAUGGUGAAUCCAUGGAGAAGUCUCCUAAGGUCACUGGUGAAUGGGUGGACUGUAAUCCUCAACAGAAGCCAUCUGUUGAAGGUAGUCAACAGGUCCAAUCAUUUAUGCAUUUAAAUAAUGCAUGGGCAGGCCAGAUUAAUGAGCGCUCAGAAGGUGAUGUGCAGCAGCAGAGAAUGGCGUCACAUAUUAACUUAUCUGCUGUACCAAAUACUGUCAAGUCCCACCAGGCGACCAGUCAACAGAUCUUGCAGAAUAAUCAAUCUGAUUACAUGCGACAUGCUGAUAUAUCUGUUGCCAAAAGGGAAAAAGAGAGCAUGGGAAAGGGCCCUCAACAAAUAAGCAAUGGCCCUCAUGUCUAUAGUAACUCCUAUGAUGGAGAAGCUGAAACUUAUGAGAAGCAGAAGAGCUACUACCCUAGGGAGAAUUCUAAUGGCAGCUUCAACUCCAAAGGAUUGAGUGGUAGUGAGCAAGGGCAUGCGUCACAGUUCCAGUUCUUGUGCUAG
Pistacia vera is the source of this 2626-nucleotide messenger RNA. RefSeq lists its product as uncharacterized. The transcript is spliced from 5 exons. The coding region runs from base 368 to 2626 and encodes 752 amino acids. The record is from RefSeq and is a predicted model, not a curated record. NCBI's taxonomy places the organism in Eukaryota, Viridiplantae, Streptophyta, Magnoliopsida, Sapindales, Anacardiaceae.